CUAGUCUGUGUUGUCAAUAUAAAUUACCCAUGAUCCUUAGCAAAAUAUUUUGUUCCAGUAAGAGCUGACGUUUCUGUAAAAACUGUUAAGAGUGUCCGUCAGUGUACUGCUUGUAUCAGAAAGAUGGCGGCACCAGGUGGCGAGUGCGUAAAGGUGAUUGUUCGUUGCAGGCCAAUGAACACGCGUGAAAAGGAUUUAAGCUGUAACUGUGUGUUAAAUAUGGACAGUGAUCGAGGGAUAUGUGCAAUAACCAACCCAAAUGAUAAAAAAGCUCCCCCAAAAAGCUUUACUUUUGACGGAUCCUACUUCACAGACUCAACCACAGAAAACAUUUACAAUGAAAUUGCAUAUCCACUUGUAGAGGGAGUAACUGAGGGCUACAAUGGCACUAUAUUUGCCUAUGGUCAGACAGGAUGUGGAAAGUCAUUCACUAUGCAGGGUAUCCCUGACCCGCCCACACAACGAGGCAUCAUUCCUAGGGCCUUUGAUCAUGUUUUUGAGACCGUGUCUUGUGCGGACACCACCAAGUUUCUCAUUCAUGCGUCAUACUGUGAGAUUUACAACGAAGAAAUUCGGGACUUGCUCGGAAAAGAUGUCAAAGCAAAACUUGAUCUUCACGAGCAUCCUGAGAAAGGCGUCUAUGUCAAUGGUCUCUCGUCAGUUCCCGUUCACAAUGUAGUAGAAUGUAACAAAAUAAUGGAACGAGGUUGGAGAAAUCGAUCAACUGGGGCCACGUUGAUGAAUGCCGAAUCUUCCCGCAGUCACUCGAUUUUCACGAUUAAUCUUGAGAUGAUGACCCCGGACGAGGAGGGGGAGGAACACAUACGAGCGGGAAAACUCAACCUCGUGGAUCUUGCUGGGAGCGAAAGACAGGCAAAAACAGGUGCCACUGGUGGUCGACUAAAAGAGGCGACCAAGAUCAACUUGUCCCUGUCAGCCCUUGGUAAUGUAAUCUCUUCCCUUGUUGACGGCAAGUCAAAACACAUCCCAUAUCGUGACUCAAAACUGACGCGUCUACUUCAAGACUCCCUCGGUGGAAACACAAAGACGCUGAUGGUUGCAUGUCUGUCCCCCGCUGACAACAACUAUGACGAGACUUUGAGCACGCUGCGUUACGCGAACCGAGCGAAGAAUAUUAAAAACAAGCCCAAGAUCAAUGAAGACCCGAAAGAUGCCCUCUUACGACAAUACCAGGAGGAGAUUGAACGCCUAAAAGCCAUGUUGAUGGGGCAAAUCCCUAUGCCAGAAGGGGGAUUUCAAGUGUCAGGUGAGGUUGCAGCCCCGGCAGCAGGAAAGAGCAGCGAUGAUUCUGCCAGAGUUGAACUGGAAGACGAGAAGGAAAAAAUCAAAGAGGAGUAUGACCGUAAACUGGCCGAGAUGCAGGAGCAGUACGAACAAGAGAAGGUCAGCAACGCCAAACUGGAACAAGAUAUGAACAAACUUAAGGCGUUCUACGACCAUAAGCUGCUUAAUCUGAAUGUCCAGAUAGAAAAACUCCCCACAACGGCAGAGAAAAGGGUAAAUCCCCCAAAAGAUCCGCAGCAAAUGCGUAUGAUGGCCUUACAAAACUUCAUGGAAGCUUUCAAGCAGGCCACUGACCCCAAUAGGGGCCUCAUUCAAGGGCCAAGUAAAGGUGAGGAAACACAAGUAGCCCAACCAGGAGUAACCAAGGCAACGGUUGCUGGGCAACAAGAGCCAGUUCAAAAUGGAGAACAACAAUCCGACAAGGUCGUUACUAUGGUGAUUGUAAAAAAUCCUGAUGGAACACCCAAAACAGAUGAAAAUGGACAGGUGAUUGUUCAGAAGGAAGUGAUAACCAGGACGGAGUACAUAGAACGGGAAAAACAGGGGGAGGUUUUUGACCGCCCAGUGUCUGUUGCCGGGGAAUCAUUGCCGGCUGGCCCAGAUAUCGAUGAUAUGCGUCUUCAGAGUGUUGCUAGUGACACAGGCGAAGACCUGGGGCAGUCUAUGGACAGUACGGGCUCUGUACUUGCACCAAAAGCCCAGAUCCCGACAAAGGCCCAAGGUCAACAGCCUGUGAUGAUACCCGACCAGGACAAGAAGGUCAGCAUCGUCAAUGGACAGAUGGUGCUGCGGCAAACACAGGCGUCUGGGGAUGAGGGUAUUUUGAUAAGGCCCACAACAGCGGGGCGGAGCAAGUCACAGGCCCUCGCCCAGGACCCUGCCCAAGGAGAAGAGACCUACCCCCCAGGGUCCCUGGCUCCCAGGUCAUCUCCCACACACACCAGCAUGCAGGACCAGAUCAAGUUCCAGCAGAAUGAGGCACUUAAACGACUUCAGGAGCUUGAGCAGCAGAUGGUGGGUGGAGAACACAAGGAUGACAAGGAAUGGAAGGCAAAACGAACCAAGAGACAGAGGAUCGCUGAUGAACGCAAAAAGAAACUAAUUGAGGCGAAUGCGGACAUGGAUGAUGACGGUAUCAUGGUGGAAAUCUACAACAGCAUCGGCGACGAGCUGAAGGUGAAAAACAAACUGCUGGAAAAGGAAAAAGAAAAGGUGGCUUCAUUGGAGCGUGACAUUCUGGAUGUCCAAUCAGAAUUUGAGUUUGACCGGAUCGAUUAUCUAGACACUAUACGAAAACAGGAAAAAGAGAUGAAAUACCUUCAAGAAAUAAUCGAUCGAAUCCAUCCAACAUUGCGGCGAGAUUGUAACUACUCUAAUCUGGACAGAGUGCGAAUGCUUAGCAAAUGGGAUGAGGAUGAAUUAAAAUGGAUUCUUCCUCAGAUGAAGAUCGAGAAAACAGCACUCCCUGUUACUGGAACAACUCUACCAGGAGGGUUAGGAGCCGGUCGCAGCCCACGAACAAUGAACGGAGAACAUGACGACUUUGACGACAGAUAUAGAGAUAAAAUCAUGCGGAGCCAGGACAGGACCAAUCAGUAUUUUCAGACAAGACGACCCAAUCAAUUGGUGUCUGAACCACUGCAGAAAGUUGAUAUAACUGAAGUUAAGAAGAGCUACAACAUCGCGUCACAACCCAUACCUGGUGUGACAAAUGGUUACGGAGCCCGUAACAGCCUUUCUGGGAGUGAAGAACCCGUCAGUAAUGGGCUUAAGGCGGCCAAGGUUCAUGGACAAAUCAUGAAUGACGAGGGGGGGUUACUCCGGAAACCAAUGAGGCUUCAAGCGCUCGGUCCAAAAGAAAUGAAGAAGGAGAAAAAGAAGAAAAGAAGUAACAAUUAUGACUAUUAACGACGGACCCGGAAGUUUAUCUUGUUAUUAGGUGUUAUGUAGGUGUAGGAACAUGUUUGUUUCUGUUUCUAUUUAUAGAUUCAGAAACGGGUAAAAAACGUGACAAUGACUUUCUGCAAUUGUUCAUUCCCAGGUGUUUUUUUCUGCGAUGUGUAUUUGUCAGAAACUCUCCUGCACAAUCUUUUUUGCACAAUCUUUUUUGCACAAUCUUUACUUAGAUUUUGCCUGGUAUGAUUUUAACAUGUGCAUGACAUUGGAUUGAAGAAAAGGUGGAUUUUUCAAGUGUUUGAAAGUGUGAACAUGUAUGCUUGUAUCUGCCAAUCUGUCUCAAAAACUGUAAAUAGCUUAAAUUUUGUGAGGUAACAUGUUGUUGUUUUUUUGGGGGGGGGGGGGCAAAUUUUGUUUGAGGAUUAAGAUUUGCAAAUUCAUUACUUAGUCAUUUGAAUUAAACAGCUAAUUGAAUAUUUGACUACAUCUUUUAAUUUUACAAGAUGAUGUUUGAUGAAAUUUAAAUGAAAUUUAAACCCUCGCAAAAUUUGAACAAUCUGCAGUAUUGUUUUUAAUUAAUGAUUUAUUUUAUUUUCUUGUAUUGUUAAUCAUUGACUGAUUAAAUGUGUUUGCAAUUAUUUACCGGCCUAGCCAGUGUUUUAAUCAAUUAAUGUACCAUGUAAAAAAAAUCAAUAACAGGUGACUGGUGAAUUACCAAAAUAAAUGUAAGGCAGAUUUGAAAAAAUUACCAUUUUAUUGGACAAAAUAUAUUUUUGAUCACUUACUGAAGUUAAAGCUCAAAUAAAGGUUAUUUUAUACCAUUAGUUAUCAUUGUAUUUGGUUUAUCUUGUUUUUAGCAGGAGACAAAGAGUAAAAGACUGUCACUAAAUAUUUUAUUGUAAUUAAAAGUAUAAUUGGGAACUAAAAAGCAUGACGCAUGAAAUUACAUUAAAUAUGUCAACUGUAUGUCCUUGGUAAGUGAGAAAAUAAGCGUACAUUUGGUUGCAACCAAGUAUUAUGUGAAGUAUUGAUGUUGAAACUUAAAGGUAUGAAGUGCCAUUGGGAAUUCCUCUGCCAUUUUCCAUUAUGUAUACUUGAAUAAUAGUAUUAAUCAAUAGUACUGUUUUAUCGUGUUUUUUGUAUUACUAAGUUUAAAUUGAUUGCCAGUAAGUGUAUUACUGCAUUAAUAAUUUUGAUUCACAAGAGUAAAGUCAAUAAGUUUAACUCCUAAAUUGGAAUUACUACCCGAUCUUCUUGCAGCGUAGUUUAAUGUAAAGAUUUCUGACAUUGUAAACAGUCCAUAUACAUCCGAGGUUAUUUUCGAUGGAAAAAGGCCCAGCUGUUCCAAAUGAUGAAGUGCAUGAUCUAAAUUACAUUUAUUUGGUGUGUUCUUUAAAUAUAUGAUCUAUAUUUCUUUUUACUUGUUAAAUACUAUUGAGUUAAUACUGUGAUAUACAGUCAUAGGUUGGUUUUAUAUUUAUAAUAUAUAUAUAUAUUUUUAAAUCCUGUGAAAAAAAUUAAACAAAUGAUGCAUUGUUAUGAGAAUAUUUUUACAUCAGGAGAACACUUUUAAACUGUGAUAUUGUUACAACUAUCUUUUAAUAAUGUACAUGUAUGUUAUAAGUUAUUGGAUAAGUAGGUGACCAGAUAUGGGAUAUACGGGGAAAAGUAUUUAUACAGUCGAAACUUGUUGGUUCGAUAUCCCAGGGACCGGUCGAAAUGCAAAUAUCGAGCCAAGUGGGAAUGCUUACAUAGAAUAAAACAAAACCAGUCCUUAAAUAAUAUUGUUUGAAAAACAAUUUGCUAAUAUAGCCUGUAUGUGUGGAUUACCUUAAACAAAGAAUAAAGCAUAAUAUUUGUUUCACUUUAUAUAUAUAUAUAUUUUUAUUGUAUGUCUUCUAUGCAUUGUAGAUCAAAUACUGAUGGAGUAGUUUUUUUCAUUUGAAUUAAAGGGAAUUUAAUUCUUGAAACUAUCAGAAUGAAUCUUCAAACAAUAUGGAACUAAUUUAUUAUCAUAUGCAUUCAUGUCAACUGGUUGCAAUAUUCAACAUCUGAAUAGCAUGGGAACAAUCGUUUUUUGUCUAAUUGUAUUUUUGUUAGGUUUGUCAAAAUGGAUUCACUAAUGUACAAAUAUAGUGAAACAUGUAUCUUUAUAUUUGUUUCAUUUUCAUAAAAAAAUUCAUAUAUUUAUUUUUCAUCAAUAUUUUUUUCAUAUGAAUAAUUUGGUAUUGUCAGCUUCAAGUGCUUUAUUUUCAAAUUUUGUGUGCAAAUUUAAUGAAAAAUACAUUUUCUUUGUGCAGUUUUACUAUGUUGGUUAAAACUUGUCUUCUAAAGGCAGAUGUUUGGUGAAUGAAUGAAGCCAUUAUGUAAUGGUUGAAGGUUAUUAGUGUGUACUUUAAUGGUUAACUGCGACUGUGGCUCAUAACCAUUUUACUUUGGUAAAUUCAUACCAAAAACCUUUGCCAAUGCUUAAUGUUCGAAAUUGUGUUUUGUCUCUUGUCCAAGCCUCUGUUUGAAGUCUUCCCAUUCAUCUGAUUAAAGUCAAUAAUGGCUGACUUCUGCUUGACCAAAAUGAAUAGAAUAAAAUACUGCUAUUCCAUGGGAUGAAAUAAAAUUUCGAGCACUAAUUUUUGUUUGACUGUUGUUUUAUUAUAUUUACCACAUAAAACAUUUAAUUUCAACAUUUAUUUAAUUAUUUGUGAAAAAUGUUUGUAUGCAAAAUGUAUAAACUUAUUGUGCGAUGUAGGCAUUUGGUGUCAAACAUGAAUAAUUUUAAGUAAAGUUUGAAUUUGUUGGUGUCAUAUACAUUUAAUAACAGCGAAAAUGUUUAAGUAUGAUAUAACCAGAUGAUUUUAUCUGUUGGAAGUGGUAAAUUGUAGAUGGUAUGUUAAUGUUAUCUAUGAAAUCAUCAUAGAUUAAAUUGUAUUUCUAUUCACAAUAUAUAAAUCAGUCAGAACUCAGCACAAAAUAAAUAUGAGUUCUAUUAUUAUGUAUUGAUUUGGAUUUAACAAAAAAAGGAAAAUAUUAAUCCAAAUGUAGCUACAUAAUGAAGCAUAUAAUUUGUUUCCGCUUUUGUACAAUAGAAAACCCUCCAAGACGUUGACUCCUCUAUUCUGUCCAUUUUUCAAUCCGUCCAUCAGUAUUAUACAUGUAUUUUUGUGUGAAAUAUUUGAGUAUUUAUAUGCAUGUAUUAAGUAUCCAUGUGUUGUUGAUAAAAGGAAAUAAAAUCGUUUGUUUUCUCCA
This is a messenger RNA of Mya arenaria, 6444 nucleotides long. Its product is annotated as kinesin-like protein KIF17. The record is from RefSeq and is a predicted model, not a curated record. Gene Ontology annotation, molecular function: microtubule binding; ATP binding; microtubule motor activity. Gene Ontology annotation, biological process: microtubule-based movement. The coding region runs from base 124 to 3213 and encodes 1029 amino acids. Lineage: Eukaryota; Metazoa; Mollusca; Bivalvia; Myida; Myidae. The transcript has 20 exons.